This is a messenger RNA of Auanema sp. JU1783, 915 nucleotides long. The record is from the annotation of a GenBank genome assembly. NCBI's taxonomy places the organism in Eukaryota, Metazoa, Nematoda, Chromadorea, Rhabditida, Rhabditidae.
AUGUCACUGGCGAAAAAUCUGAAGGCCAUUACAUCACUGGCGCCGAGACCAAUCGUUACCUGGGAUAAAGCCGAAAGAAUACGGAGAAAUGAAGAAAUUUGGGCGAAUCCUGAGUCCAUUGUACAUCGAUUACCAGAGCAUUAUAAAGUUAGGUAUUGGAACAGCUUACUAAAGGAUGCUGCUCCUGUACAUUACCGCGUCCCCAACUCGAGAUACUUUUGGGAUCCUAAGCGAAACACUCAGGUUGAAGCCGAAGUUAAUCCUAUCAUAGGCGUUCAUCCACCUGAGGCUGACCAAGGUCUUUGGGGUGGUGAAGGAAUUGUGAAAGGCUGGAUUGAAUCUCGUCCAUAUACAAAAAAGAAAGUUCUUCACAGGAAUUGGGUCCCUCGUCUGUUCUUCCCUUAUCUAAAAUGUUCAGUGUUUUAUUCGGAAAUAUUGGAUCAGUAUUUACAGAUCACUGUUACUGAGAGAGCUUGUCGAUUGAUUGAUGAAGCUCACGGAUUAGAUUAUUACAUUUUGGAUACACCUGAGUUAGAUUUGAGAUCGAAACUUGGCAAUAAAUUAAAGCAAGAGAUGCUUCUUCGUCUAGCUAAUGAAGAUUAUUUCCCCGAAGACGAAGAUAAGAGAGCUUACAUCAAAGAGAAAUACGCUAAAUACAAAAUUCCCGCUGAGGAAGCUGAAUGGGUAGGAUUGGAUAUCAAUGAAGCAGCUCGUAAGCAACAGCUUCUGGAAGAAAGCAUUCAGCCUGAGCCUCUUAAGUUUAAAUAUGAGCAGGAACUAGUCGAAAAGCUGAAGAAGGGUGUUGAUAUUACAUCGAACGAGGAGGAAUAUGUGCGGAAAACAGAGGAGUCUAAGUUCGGAGAGAAAUUGCUUGGAAAGUACAUGAAUCCAUUGGCCAAGAAGCUCAAAGGUUAA